Molecule: messenger RNA, 6707 nt
Organism: Ylistrum balloti
Lineage: Eukaryota; Metazoa; Mollusca; Bivalvia; Pectinida; Pectinidae
Product: endoplasmic reticulum resident protein 44-like
Exons: 13
Coding region: 68-1345 (425 amino acids)
Source: RefSeq, a predicted model, not a curated record
UUCGUGUUGACAUUGUAGGAAUAAGACUGCUUAUUGCAACAUAAGUGGUUACUGAUUCGCUGCAAAAAUGAAUCUGGUGAAAGGAGCAAUGUCCUUCUUUCAUUAUUUUGUUUACUCUGUUUUGAUUAGUUUCAUCAUUAGGUCCAGCCAUGGAGAAGUUGUCCAGCUUGUUAGUAGUAAUAUGAAUACUAUAGUAUCAACAAAUGAUGUCGUUUUUGUCAAUUUUUAUGCUGACUGGUGCAGAUUCAGUCAGAUUUUAACACCAGUCUUUUUAGAAGCAUCAAAUAAAAUUAGCGAAGAAUUUCCUCAGUCAGGACGGGUUGUUUUUGGAAAAGUAGAUGCUGACAGAGAAAGUGCUCUGGCUGCGGAUAAUCAUAUAUCAAAAUAUCCAACUCUGAAAUUGUUCAGAAAUGGACAGGUUAUGAAAAAAGAAUACCGUGGACAGAGAACUGCCGACGCGCUAGCAAAUUACAUCAGGGACCAGUUAAAGGAUCCCAUACAACAACACACUACACAACAAUCUGUGGAAGAAUUGGAUGAAAAACAGAGACAUAUUAUUGGAUAUUUUGGGCAUCAAGAAAAUGAAGCCUACCAAACCUAUUUAAAAGUUGCUACAACUCUGCGGAAUGAAUGUAAUUUCCACGCUGCUGUAGGUCCAGUAUCUGAGAAUGAGAGGAUAACAGGAGAUAAUGUUGUGUAUCGUGCCCCUAAUACAAAAAAACAAGAUGUUAAAUACCCAGGAGUAUUGAAUAAUUAUGAGGGGCUCCUGCAGUGGGCUACCGAACAGUGCAUGCCUCUGGUCAGAGAAAUCACAUUUGAAAAUGCAGAGGAAUUAACAGAGGAAGGUUUACCGUUUCUCAUCCUUUUCCAUCAUCCUGAUGAUACUGCAGUCGUAGAAAAGUUUGCAGCGGCUGUCAAUCAAGAGUUAUUGGGUGAAAGAACGAGUGUGAAUUUCUUGACAGCAGAUGGUCUUAAAUUUUCUCAUCCUCUUCAUCACCUCGGGAAAUCUGCUGGUGAUCUGCCUGUUCUGGCUAUAGAUAGCUUUAGGCAUAUGUACCUCUUCCCAAAAAAUAUCAACCAAAUAAGUGAACCUGGAGUAUUAAAACAAUUUGUACAAGAUCUUCAUUCUGGUAAAUUACAUCGUGAAUUUCAUCAUGGCCCUGACCCCACAACGACACCUGAACCAGACACUAAGGAAGAAGAAGUGCAAACAGACCAUAUACCACACGAUAAGAAUGAAAAGGACGGUGAAGUGAAAUCGCCAACAUCUCCACCUGAAUCUACAUUUAGAAAAUUAGCACCCUCCGAGAACCGGUACACACUUCUCCAUAAAGACGAGUUAUAAGCUGAUGGUGAGGAAAGUGGGCCACUUCUGUUGAUCAGAAUUUUUGAAGAGACAGAAAUGUGGGAUAUUUAUUACAAAGUUAAUAUCUAAGAUGAAAUUUCACGACAGUUUUAGAAAGAAAUGUUUCAUUGGCAGAAAUAGUGUUUCAUAAAAAGAUUACUUGAUAGUAUCUAAAUCGAUAUCACAGAGUUCAAAAUUUAUAACUCUUUGUUGUUAUUAUGCUAUUGAAAAAAUAAUAAUUCUUCAUUUUGGGUCAGAAGAUAGUUUUUUUUAUUGCCUUGCCAUGGAGUGGGAUAUGAAUUAGGGGAAAUAGUUGUUAGUAUUUUAAGAAGUUUUGUACCAGUCUCUUGGUAAUAUAGUAUUUAGGUAAGUACAAAGCAGAAUUCAUUAUUUUGAAAACAAAAUAUAUUGUUUAGAUCUUUGAAUUGAAGAGAUUUUCUGCGUGAAAAUUUGAUGACAAUGUGGUAUGAAAUUUUGAUUCAAGUUUUAUCCAGAUUGCUGUAAACGUAGAUAUUUUAGUGGUACUCUUAUUUUAGCACUAUUUUCAUUGAAAGUAUCAAUAUUAUUACAUCAACUGUUGCUUCUGGAUAUUAAGCAAUUAUUACUGAUUGGUGCCAUAAUUCCCAAAAAAGUGAUUUUGUCUCGAUGAUUGUGCUAAAUUAAGUCUGUUUACAGCAUCUUCCAUGUAAAAAGCUGGUUUCAAACGAUUUCUGUCACAAAAAAAUGCAUUGAUAGAGAAAUUGAAAUAGAAUUCUCUUUAAAACUGGUGUUGACAAUUUCUAGACUAGUUAUAUGUGGUGACAUCAGACUAAACAGUUUUAAUUUAAAUUAUAUUAAUCAGAUAUAAAUAUAAAAGGGAGACUGAAGAGGAGUUAUUGAUAUCAGAAAUGAAGUGAGUUUGGACAUAGGUUGUAGAAAUCAUAGGUUCGUGAUGGUUUUAAUAAUCAACCUUUGACCUUGUCUGGCCUCGGGUUCAUUAACAUUCUUAGGUAUAUUCUCAUUCUCAAAUUUGAGAGCAGCCAAUUAGAAGUGACAUUAAAAAAAUGUAAUGACAUUUUUCAUUUUUUAAGAAUGAGAACAUACUUAAAACAUUAAUCAUACAGAGGCCUUUUAUGUGAAUAUAACAAUAUGAAAAAAAAAAUCAGUUUUUGGGAAAAGAUUCAGAAUCUUCUGCAAUAGGUUAAUGACUUCGAAAAGUCUUUAAAUUUGGUCAAACAGAAACUUCUUCUUUUCUCAAUAGCAGAUAUUUUAUGGAAUCAUCAGUUUCUUGGUUCGAUCUGGUCAUGUGAUUCCAGCUGUUAAUGGUACCAUACACAAUCAUUAGGUAUUGUCAUAUGUGGUUUUUUUUUAUAUUGUGAAAAGAUCUUUCACAUUUGUUAUCAAAACAUGAUACAUUUCUGUUUUGUUUUGUGAUAUAAAAUUGAAAAACAAAAUUAAUAUUUUUGAAAUUAUUUUUUGAAAAAAAUCAUUGACAAGAUAAUGAAAUGUGGUAAUUUGGUUUGAAAUUUAGGGUGAAAAUUAAUGGAAAUGGACUAUAAUUAUUUUGUUUAGUUUUGAUGGCAUAUGAGUUUUUGUUAUCCUUUGAAACAAUAUUACCUGAUCUCUUUUGAUAAGAGUUGUUUAAUGUCAUAUAUUUUAAAAUGUUUUUGAAAUUAUAAUGUCUUUUUCAAUGUAGAAAAUUUAAGGUGAACGAUAUUAAACAAAUUGAUAUCUUAUGAUGCAUGUAUAAAACCAAGGAGAGGGGAAACACUUCAGUAUUUAUAUUUGAAUGUAAAAAUUGUUAAUCCUGAUAUUAACAAGUUAAGGGAGAUGGUGAAAGUCUAUUUAAGUUUACUGUCAUCGUUUUAUUUGUACAAAGAAACUUUGUACCAAUUUUUAAUUAACAUAUUUAAGACAUUGUUAGGAAAGCUUCAAAAAUGAAUUGUGGUCCAGAUGUGUAAGAAUAUAAUCCAAUCGACAGAGACCCUUUCAUGAAAGAAAAAAAUAGAAAAAGAAAACUAUAAUCUUUUGUGUUCACUCGGAUAUUACCUUGCAAGCACCUCCAUGUCAUUGCUGUAUGAAUUUGUUCUUUCAUUCAUUGAAGGUACAAUUUGUAGUGUUUGGGGCUUUUUACCUUAAUGAGGUUAAAUGAGUUGGUACUUUGUGAAAACUGCAGCAUUCACAUUUUAUAAAAUAAUAGGAAUGACAGUUAAUGCUGGGUGAUAGGAUUCAUAUUUUUAUCUUUAUCAGCAUAUACAUCAAGCUUACUUCACAUCUUUUUCAUACACCACAUGAUCAUAUAAAGUGAAAAAGAGUGCGGAAUGAGUUUUGAUUAUUUUAGCCAAGUGUACUCGAAAUAUCAAAGUGAAACAGCUUUUAAACAAAAAUCUGUUAGAGGUAAAUUAUUAUUUUAGGUUGUUGUUCACAGUCAUAAGAUGAAAAUAUAAAUAAUACUAGCGGUCUUCACGAAGUUCCUAAAAUUUGACAAAGUGAUAAGUGUACACAGUGGUAUAUGUGGUGUGAGGUAAAUAGAUUUUAAUCUAUUCUUGUCAAUUCCUAAACUUAUGUUUCAAAAAUAUUUCUGUAAGAUACAGUCGUGUUCCUCAAGUCAGAUGUACAUCAAACAAACAUACUGGCUGUCUAUCAUAUAAUGAUACACUAUAGACGCCAUUCUUCAGAACACCUAUUUUUAUUUAUAUGUUUAUUCUCAAAAGCAUGAUUGUGUUUACUUUCCAUUAAUCAUUGUUAGUCACCUGAUCAGAGUCAUUUAUCACACAUGUAAUGUUUGGAGCAGCUUCACCCAUCACAUAAUUAUUUGGAGAGAGAAGAAAGCACACAUCCAUGCAUUUUUCAACUCUCCAUAUGGAUUUUCAUCAAAUUCUGUGAUAAAUUAUGAUUAUGUUUGAAGUGCUUUUUCUUUAAACAGAAAAUACCGGUAUAUACAUGUACAGUACAAAACCUAUAUAAUAAAUGUAAGAUAUAAAGGCACAUUUAUUGAUUAAUAAACAUUAAAUUGUUUUCCUAUUAAGCAAGUCUUAUAAAAUUCUGUACUGUUAAAAGUUCCAAUUUUUGUGAUAAUUUUUCUUGCCAAAAGUUUGAAGCAGAAAAGACAGAAAGUACUUUUCUUAAAGUCAGAAGUUGAUAAACGUCAAAAGAAUCACCAACACAAAACCUCAUUUCUAUGAUUAAAAGUGGUUCAUUGUUGUACUUCCAACUGUUCAGUCUGGUAACAUACUUCACCAUGACCCUACAUGUAAUAAGAUGCUAUCAGUUUGUCUAAAAAAAGAAAACAAAUACAAAAAGUUGGGUUUUUUUUUCGUCACAUUUUCUUUAGGCUGGUAAUGUCAGUAGAAUAGGAGACAGUUCUUAAAGAAUAACCAGUAGAAGAUUAGAAUGUGAUGUUUUGAUGACUACACGGUUACAUUCAUCAGACGAAACAUGUUGUUAUGGAGACUCAAACCUUCUACUGACUGUGAGACUAUAAGAAUUUGUAUUAUACAGAAAGAAAUCAAAUAGCAUGCUUAUGUUUCAAUGUGUUUCUGCACCAGUUGAGUUCUGAUGCAAAUUACAUCCUGUAUCUUAGGCUGUCAAUUUCCGAACUGACUUCAGUUUAUUUUGUCUCUGAUUCAAUAACUACUGAAAAAUCUGUUUUAAUGAGUAAUUUGGAAGUAAGAUGUUGAUUGUAGGAAUUACUAGACUGUCAUAAAAAAUUAACUUAAAGGCUUUUGUAAAUUAUCUGCCAUUAAAAUCCUUGAUUUAAUGUAAAAACCAUUGUCAUCUUUCGGAUUAUACUCAGUGUGUACACAGAUAUUUGUUUUCAUCAUGGAUUUGGCAGGAAAUUUGCAAGCCUUGACUUACGUGGAAUAUUUGGUUUGAAUAUGUUUUUUGUUGUAAAGAACACUCAGUUUUCUUGAACAGCAGGGUAUGUUUGAUAAAGAGUGAAAAUAAUAUGCAUGGUAAUAUUCUUGUGUGACUGUAAAAAAUCAUUGAUGUUAGGAAUAUAGCAUUAAUUUGGUACAGGUAUAGUAUAAUUGUACCGGUAAGUCUCAUACAUGCUUUAUAAAGAAAUCAAAUCUAUGGAAAAGACCAGCUCUGUCGGGCAAUCUCGUCUCAAAGUGACUCUUUGUCCACACAUACAAUUUUUGAUAGUUAUGGAACCAACAAUAUUAAACGAUCUCUGAAGGAGGAGAGUUUUAGUCUUACAACGGGGAACCUCUUUUACUCAAAAUACAUGUACAAUAUACAGAUCUAAACAUAUUUGUUUUGAUGUGUUGUUUUUGCGAGCUUGCCUAUUAAACCCAAACAAGUUUGUUUUGUCAGAUUAAUUAUAUAAGAAAACGGAGCAUUUCCCGAGUUCAUAAGUUGAUGUCCUAUUUAUUUCAGUGUAUCAUGAUUGUGUUUGUCCAGCUGAUAAUUUCAGAUUUUAGGAUUUGCUAUCAUGUGAUAUCAAACAUAAUUACAGGGUGAUUGAGGCUUUUUCUUUCAAAAACCUGUGUUACGUUGUUACAGAAAGAUGUUUGGAGGAUUUGAUACUGUAUAGUUGGUAACAUACGUGAUGAGCUUGAUUUCGCCAUAUUGGUGUUCAUCAACGACUGCAUGAAAAUGAAUAGCCAGUUAAUAUUUACCACAGAUCAAAAUAUAAGGAAAUCUGUGUUAUGUACCAGUAUACAUGAAUGCCAAUGUUUAGACAUACUGGUCUGUAAAAUUUAAUACCUGUGAACUGCUCCAAACUGGGACGACAGCGAAAUGCAAGCCCUGAAUAAAUUAACUAUACAGUAGGUUGAGAUAUCUAGUUGUUCUAGAUACCUGCUUUGAGAGUUGAACCAGUUGUAAAUUAUCAUCUGGUGAAUUUAAUAUAAGCUUUAGAGGAACCGAUUCAAUAUUUCAUUCAAAUAAGAAAUUUACCAUAGUAAUGUUAAGCUUCCAGUGUGCUUUUUAAUAAGUUUUUUUUUUGUUUAUUGUUUAUGUCCAGGUGUGAAAAACAGACUUUAUGAAACUCUCCUGUUUGCCUUGUUUAGACAUCUCUUACUUUCUUUAAAACCAUCCUCGUUAUAGAUUUGUUUUACCUGAAAAUCUGCUUUAUUUAAGAUGCAAUUCUGCAAUAUUUGACCAGUUCAGAAUUAUUAAUUCAGAUACUACAUUUGUUGUUUUGGUCAAUGGUGUUUGUUAUCAAUGUUACAGCUUGUUGAUUUUGUUUAACAAGAUGGACUCAACCAUAUAAGGGUUUUUUUUUGGUAUUACAUCAAUGAGUAAAAGUGUAUUUUACAGGUGGAGAGUGUGGGGAAAAUGCAGUAUGUAUGAUGGUAAUGGAGAUAGAUUUGGAUUACUGUGUAAUGUAUGAAAGAAUUUGUUUUAAAAGUGAAUAAAUGAUCUUUUAAUAGAA